GAAGAGAUGAUAGUUUGUAGGCAAAGAAAGAGGGAGAGAGAGAAGGAAACGUUCAAAAACAAAUUACCCUCUUUGCAUAUGUGGAAGGAAACCGUCCACCUCAUCAAUCGCGUAAGAUUAUUCAGUGCUUCUAGAGCAUCGUUUACCACCUACAAUUUUGUUCUGAGUCAGUCGCACAGUGUACGAAACUCACACAAACGUACGCUGAAAAGUGAGGGCUCAUGCAUGCUGAGGAGCACUGAAGAUGUUCUCACUCAAGUGUACAUAUUCUGUAUCGGCAAGUCACCACGUGGCGAAAACCCUUUGCCUCAAUAUAUAGCUUCUGCUCCACCCUCUACUGAAACUCCCCCACCAAUGUCUCAAUCACAACAGAAAAACGUGUGUUUAGGUGUUUCUCUCUUGCAUUAGCGUUAUUUCCCUCGUCUCCCACGUUUUCUAUUCAGUUCUGUCAAUCAGCUCUGCACUGUUUUGCAUCAAUGGAUUUUUUGUUCCUGGAUGUGGGUUAAUUUCUCUCUGCCUUCUCCUGUUUUCCUAAUAAUUCUUCGGCGGGGAUUCGGUGUUUUCUUCCCAGGACAUUUGUAACUAAGUUUUGUUUUUUCGUCCUUUCGAUUCAUGGGUGUUCUUGUAAAGUUUUUGUUGAUUUGUUUGAUUAGGCUACAUUAGUUGUUUAGGAUCCGAACAAAUAAACCCGAAUCCCCGCCACGAGUCUUUAUGUUGUUAGUACGGGGAGAAUAAUAAACUUGAUUUAAGAUUAGGAUAGGUAGUAUGGAGCCUUUAUGUCAGUUUUGUGGGGUGGUGAGGGCAGUAGUUUACUGCAAACCGGAUUCAGCCAGGCUUUGCUUGCGCUGCGACAGUUGCGUUCACUCUGCCAACUACUUGGCACGCAGGCACUCCCGUUCGCUCAUAUGCGACAAGUGCAAUUCGCAGCCUGCGAUAGUGCGCUGCAUGGACGAGAAAAUCUCUCUGUGCCAGAGUUGUGACUGGAGCAAUGGAAAUGGGUGUUCUGGCUUGGGACAUUCGCGCCAGACGUUGAGUUGUUAUUCAGGAUGUCCUUCCCUGGCUGAAUUCUCAAGGAUUUGGGCUUCUGUUCUUGAUGUGCCGCCUUCGUCUUCUGUUGGUGGCGGUGUCUGUGGAGGUUGGGGUCCCAUGACUAGUGCACUGCCUAUGAAUGACAUUGUUGGCAACGAGAAUUCGGUUGGUUUGGUGGCAAGCAAGUUGAAUGAGUUAGAAAAUCGGUGUGCCAAAUUCGAACCUUGGAUUGGUCCUUUGAUCACACCCAACCUCAAUUUCUUGCCCCAGUAUAGUAAAGAUCAAACAAGUCUCUUCCCAGAAGGAUCAAACCUGAGUAAGGGUCCUUCUAGUUACAGGAAUCUUGAACUUCAUGAAGGUGAAGAUCUCUGUGAAGGUCUCAACAUAGAUGAUGUUGCAUUGAACUUUGGGAGCUGUGAUGAGAUGUUUGAUUCUUCUCGAAGCCAUAGCGCCUUCAAUUUUGAGAAUGGAGCAACAGACUGCCAACUGAUGGAGAAAAAUGCCUCCCUAACUGAAUCUAGUGGUCAUGACGAAAAUGCUCUAGAGACAUCAUCAUCAGGACAACAAGAGAGCAUGGGUUUCCAAUCCUCACAUGUUGCAGCAUCACCUAAUUUGGUGCAGGCAAUAAGCGUCAGUACUAAUGGCAUGCUGGUAAACCCCAGCUGCAACAGAAGUAUCAACCUGGGCUUUCCAACUGGACCAGUACACUCGAACAUAUCACUUCCGCUAUCCAACAUCACUGGUGAAAGUAGUGUCACUGAUUACCAGGAUUGUGGUUUAUCUCCAAUGUUUCUAACAGGUGAAUCACCGUGGGAUUCGAACUUGGAAGUCGGUUGCCCAGAGGCCAGGGAUAAAGCUAAGAUGAGAUACAAUGAAAAGAAGAAAACACGAAUAUUUUACAUGUUUGGGGUCUGCAGGUUUGGUAAGCAAAUAAGAUAUGCUUCUCGUAAAGCAAGAGCUGACACUAGGAAACGUGUGAAAGGGAGAUUUGUGAAGGCUGGUGAAGCAUAUGACUAUGAUCCUGGUAAACAUGGAACUUCUGAGCCAGAUCACCGGUUCCCUUCCCGUGCAUAUUAAGGCCUGAAGACAAAAAAGGUCUAAUGGUUCCUUCCUGAUUUCAGAAAGCAAUUCUUCAACCUAAUCUGGAUCUUCAUCCUUUCAAAAGGGCACUCAUCUUCAUCUCACCCCACCCCAUGCACAUCUACAUUUCAGCAUUACAGAUACCAAAAUUAAUUGGUGGUAGUCCCUUGCUGCCGACCUGGUGAUGAUCAUUGGAACAACAUAUCACAGCUACAUUGAAUUCUCAGCAGCCUGGUUGAUCGUUCUGUUUUGCAACGUAAUGUAGGUUCUAAAAGUCCCGGAAUUUUGAAGGAUUUCAGUUGUGACCUGCACCUAGUGAAGGUUCUCAUGGUGAUAACUUGAUUCCGAAGUCCUCUUUUGCCUUGUCUCUCUUAAAGUUGAUCCUUGUCUUGCUUCUGCCAUCAGCACCGCCAAUGUUGCCUCGAGUCAUUGCCCCCAUUGCAAGUCAAUUUUUGUUAAUUAAGUGUUAACAGCAUCGUCUAGUUUCUUGUUAUAUAGCAAUAAGCUUCAGCUGCCCCCAUUGCAAGUCAAUUUUGGUUAAUUGCGUGUAUAUAGCAUCGACUGGUUUCUUGUCGUAAAGCAAUAAGCUUCAGUUGAUUCCAGUCUUUUGUGACAUGAAAGGUAAAGAACUCUCCUUCAUGCUUCCAUCCCUGUGCGUAAUAAAGUCUGUCUGCACUACUUUCUUUCA
This is a messenger RNA of Rhododendron vialii, 2797 nucleotides long. RefSeq names its product putative zinc finger protein CONSTANS-LIKE 11. NCBI's taxonomy places the organism in Eukaryota, Viridiplantae, Streptophyta, Magnoliopsida, Ericales, Ericaceae. Gene Ontology annotation, molecular function: zinc ion binding; protein binding. The record is from RefSeq and is a predicted model, not a curated record. Bases 766 to 2106 code for a protein of 446 amino acids. The transcript has 7 exons.